UUUUCUAUAUAUCAUAGUGUCUUUGUCAUAGUUUGUGCAGUUGUAGAGUACCAUAAUGUCUUUUUUCACUGUGGUAAUUAAUGAGAAAUGUUUACUCACAUUUUGAAAGAGAUAGCUUGCUAGGAUAGCUAGCUGGCUAGCUGUUUAGCCCUUUGACGUUAGCUAUCGAUACUGCAUCACUUAAACGCACCACCACCAGCAUGACACAUAAUAGGUGGCGCAGGACAAGGGGCGGAAGAUCAGCCUCUCUGAUCAUGAUUCGGAUUGUGGGAGUUACCAGCACUACGCCUAUUGAGUGAUGCUCAAAGAUUUCAAGCUCCCAAUGCCCACUAACCCGCACCCAUCUCAAUCCGCAAACUGAGUCCUCUGACCACUUAAGUCCAGUGGCAGCACUGGCCCAGAAUUACUACCUAAACGUUCCUUGGUCACGGUAGUCAUGCUGUUCUCACUGCGGGAGCUGGUCCAGUGGUUGGGCUUCGCCACCUUUGAGCUGUUCCUGCACCUGGGUGCCUUUCUAGUCUUCAGUGUGCUGGUGGCGCUGCGCGUCGACAAGUUCACCCCGAGCGUGAGCUGGUGGUUGGUCUUCGUGCCCCUCUUUGCCGCCGAUGGCCUCAGCACCUACUUCACCACCAUCGUGUCCAUCCGCCUGUACCAGGAGGGCGACCGGCGUCUGGCAGUGCUCCGUCUCCUGUGGGUUCUCACCGUGCUCAGUCUCAAGCUGGUGUGCGAGGUGCUCCUGUGCCAGAAGCUCGCAGAGCAGGAGCAGGCGCGGGAGCUCUGGUUCGGCCUCAUCGUCUCGCCCAUCUUCAUCCUGCUGCAGCUGCUCAUGAUCCGCGCCUGCCGCGUCAACUGACCCUCGAGGGCUUUACCAGCCGUCUGAGGGCUAUUUACCGCCAGCCCAAUUAGUCAACAACCCAGUAAGGACUCAGCUGGCUUUGUCCACCUCUCCGCCCAAACACUACAUGAUGAGGUACUGAUGAGUAAAUGGAAUGGAUGUAAUGGACUUCAGGGUCAUGCAGUACAGGCUCACAGGCUUUUUGUCCUCUCCUACCCAUAUUGUCAACUCUACAGACAGACAGCCAGUCCUGAGCAAAUGGGAUAAACUGGCCACCGAGAGAGCUUAACCUCAUGCUGAACACACACAGUCCAUUCAGCCACUUCGGUUUUCAUGGUCAGAGCAUAGUUGACUGUUUGGGGUGCAAAAGGCCCACGGGUGUGAAUGCCAUAAGAGGUUGAGAAGAAUGGGACAGAUGUAUGCAUGUAUACUUGUUUGUCGUGUCACUCAUAUGAGCUGGAUAAUGUAUUUUUAAUGUACAAUUUGGUUGCUCUAUAUUUGUUUUUGUCCUUAUACUUCCAAGUGAGAUUCUAAAGUCUUUUCAUUGGACUUUUCUUUAUGAUUAUUUAAUUGUGCUCUUCUCAUGAAGUGCUUUCCUAAAUGUUUGUAUAAAUUGUAAAUAAAGUGACAUUAAUGCCUUUGGUUAUUUAGUGUUUGUGCUAUUUGUACAAUUUCUUCAUUUGCUUUAUUGUUUGUGCUCAUCUGGAUUGUACAUGCAUCACUGAGUAUCGACGACGGACCGAUAAUUUAAGUAUUAAAUGAGUUGUCCUGUUAAUUAAAUUCUGUGUGGCUGUUGAUUUCUACUGGUCCACGUGAUGGCGCUAUAGGGUCGAUGAAUACAGACCUCUGGGUGUUUCAAGGCUGUUGGUGGUUCAAGGACAAGACUAGUCUGAUUUUAUUUGCGUGUGAAUAUUCAUUGAUUUCAUCCGCAUGCAUUGUGUUUUGAAAUUAAAUUAAAGUAAGCUAUUUCACUGACGUUU
Molecule: messenger RNA, 1815 nt
Organism: Alosa alosa (allis shad)
Lineage: Eukaryota; Metazoa; Chordata; Actinopteri; Clupeiformes; Clupeidae
Gene: tmem203
Product: transmembrane protein 203
Exons: 2
Coding region: 437-853 (138 amino acids)
Biological process (GO): intracellular calcium ion homeostasis
Cellular component (GO): endoplasmic reticulum
Source: RefSeq, a predicted model, not a curated record